AUGUGGGGGCACUGGCAAGCAGUCCUUUUGGCCAAUAUUCUCAAACAAGCAGCCAAACUAAGGGUAAACAGCGACGACCCGUUGUGCAGCUGCCACCCAGCCUCAAAGAAACCAACCACCGAGUCCCUCUGGCUCACUCUGUACGACGCCAAACAAAAGUACACUCUCCAGCUCCAUGGCGAAGACACCGAACUCGACGUGACCUUCGACAUCAUAACAGGCACCAUGAUCCUCAAACAGAAGAUCCGUCUGUCCGGGAUCUGGCCGCGAGUGCAACAGAAGACAGUCAUGUACGCCAACCGGGCGAACAGCAUCUUCGUUAACCUUCAGGGAUCGUCCGACAAUUCGAUUUUGCUUACUUUCAAGAUGCUAUCCCCGCUGCCACCACCAUCAUCUUCUUCAGACGACGGAGACGAUGGAUCUGAAAACGAGAGAACCAAGCAGAAACCAGAAAAGAAGUUUGCGGAGCACACCCCCCGGAUCUGGCGACAAGUGAGCGGAUUCUUUCCAGAUCUGAUAGACGAAGGACCGCUCUUCGAGGAGCUCCUUGAGAACUGCUCCCGCGAGAAGCUACUCCGAUUGCACAUCCCUGAUGCCCGGCAUAACGACUGGAAAACAAUUGCAUUGAUCUUGCUCACAUACCGCAAGAUUGAUCUACCGACCUGGCAUAGGCUCGUGACCAGCGAGAAACUCACAGAGAUUGCGGGGUUGAAUUGGAGGCUUGUUGAAAAGAAGACCGAUUCAGAAGCACAGAAUCUGCGCAGACAGAAGGCUAUGGAUAUGAAGACUGCGGCUCAGGAGGCGAAGAUGACCAGGGCCUCUUUCGUCCAGAGCCAUAUUGCGAAUAUUGGCGGAGGCGCACGUUGGGAUGGUGAUAAAGGGGCAGAGAGCUUAAAUGAAUUUACUACGCUCUCGCAUACAUUGAGUCCGCAUAAUGGGUUUGGGGGUGGGGAUGGGAAUCUUGCGGGUCUUGACAUUGGUGGUGAGACAUGA
Messenger RNA from Penicillium lagena, 993 nucleotides. RefSeq lists its product as uncharacterized. The record is from RefSeq and is a predicted model, not a curated record. The transcript has a single exon. Lineage: Eukaryota; Fungi; Ascomycota; Eurotiomycetes; Eurotiales; Aspergillaceae. Bases 1 to 993 code for a protein of 330 amino acids.